Molecule: messenger RNA, 1977 nt
Organism: Engraulis encrasicolus (European anchovy)
Lineage: Eukaryota; Metazoa; Chordata; Actinopteri; Clupeiformes; Engraulidae
Product: glycogenin-1-like
Exons: 7
Coding region: 111-1061 (316 amino acids)
Biological process (GO): glycogen biosynthetic process
Cellular component (GO): cytoplasm
Molecular function (GO): glycosyltransferase activity
Source: RefSeq, a predicted model, not a curated record
GUAGUAUAAAUCCACCAUCCCUUCCUUCACCAGUCCUCUUCGUUAGUAAAGCUGCCGAGCAGUCGCGUCCAAGCUACCUCACUGUAGCUUUGACCUUUACAACAUCAAUCAUGGCAGAUCAAGCAUUUGUCACGUUGGCCACAAAUGACAGCUACGCUAAGGGAGCCAUGGUCUUAGGCCAGUCUCUGAGGAAUCACAAGACCUCCAAGAAACUGGUGGCCAUGAUCGGACCCCACGUGUCAGAUCCAUGCAGAGCAGUCCUUCGUCGCAUCUACGACGAAGUGAGGCUGGUGGACGUGUUGGACAGCGGGGACACGGCACACUUGGCCAUGCUGAAGAGGCCUGACCUUGGGGUGACCUUCACCAAGCUGCACUGCUGGAGCCUCACGCACUACUCCAAAUGUGUCUUCAUGGAUGCAGACACACUGGUAGUAUCUAAUGUUGACGAGCUGUUUGACCGGGAGGAGCUGUCUGCUGCCCCAGAUCCUGGCUGGCCCGACUGCUUCAACUCCGGCGUGUUUGUCUUCCGCCCCUCCAAGGAGACCCACGGCAAACUUCUCCAGUACUGCACAGAGCACGGCAGCUUUGAUGGUGGGGACCAGGGAGUUCUAAACGGCUUCUUCAACGACUGGGCAACAAAGGACAUCAGCAAACACCUUCCCUUCAUCUAUAACCUCGGCAGCAUCGCCAUGUACACCUACGCACCCGCCUUCAAACAGUUUGGUAGUAACGCCAAGGUGGUCCACUUUCUGGGCGCCAUGAAGCCGUGGAGCUACACGUACGACACGCAGACAAAUACGGUCAGGGGGGACGUCCAUGCCUCCUCCGCACAUCCCAGCUUCCUGCUCAACUGGUGGAACACAUUCAAGCAACAAGUGCUUCCCAUGAUGCAGCAGGAGUAUGGAGACAAGCCCUUCCACUCGGGAUGCGAGGCGGCACCUGCACAACCCCCCAUGUCCUCAAUGGAGCGGAAGCAGAAGUGGGAACAGGGCCAGGCAGACUACCUGGGAGUGGACUCUUUUGACAACAUCCAGAAAAAGCUUGAUGCUUUCCUUAAGUGAAAAAAUGAGGAGGGGGUUUGAGGAAGGUGUUUUUGUUGUUUUCUAAAUUGUCAUUUUUUUUACAUAGCUUGACAGUUUGAAAAAAAAAAGUAGAACAUAGACACUCAAGACAAUGUAAUUUGAAAGGCAUUGUGAGAUGUUUUUUGUUUUUCACCAGCUCCGCUGUGCUGGUACAGGAUGCUUAUUUCACGCUUCUUUUAAGCCUGUCGUACACUGUGAAACAACAAGCCUUUAUGCUCACAUUAUGUUUUAGCUCCCCUUACAAAGGGUUCCAGUCAAAAUGUAAACGAGCAAGAAAAACUGGCCACUUUCCUAUCUGGGAAAACGUAUUUUAUCUGUAGGAAAUGGCCAUGAAUUCAUUUGGGGAAAAGAACAUGAUUUUGCCCUUUUGAAAGCCCAUAGUUAAGAGAUAAACAUUCUGUGUAGCACUGAGGGCGUACUGUGCCUUGUAGAUGACAAUACUGUUUAAACAAAAGGUUACUGUGUAACACGGGGGUCGCUUUCUAUGACUUUGUAUUUUCUAGUGAAGAGAGAAUCUAAGUCCCUCAUCAGAAAUCCAUACACACAAAAGGUAUUGUCCUUUUUAAAUUGGAUUUUGUAAAGUCUCGUUUCCACAGAGGGACAAGUCUCGUCGCCCCUGUUUAAUUAUUGUGCUUUUGUUUACAGCUGUCUUUUGCACCUAUAUUGUCCUGCAGCUCAUUGGCUUAAGGGUCCCUUGCCAGCUUGUGUUGUCUGUACUGUACCUUUAACUACUAAACACUGAGUGCCUGUUACACUCCAGAAGAGGUGUGCCUCUGAAUGUGUGCCUUUUUGUCUAUUUUUUACAUCUGCCCUUUUCAGGCCCUCGUUGGAGGGGCCUUUGCCCGUUCCCUGUCGUCACCUACCAAAUAAAUAAAUAAAUGCUAGAUUGAAUAAA